This is a messenger RNA of Phytophthora nicotianae INRA-310, 1350 nucleotides long. RefSeq lists its product as hypothetical. Gene Ontology annotation, biological process: sphingosine biosynthetic process. The transcript has a single exon. Lineage: Eukaryota; Oomycota; Peronosporomycetes; Peronosporales; Peronosporaceae. Gene Ontology annotation, cellular component: intracellular membrane-bounded organelle; membrane; cytoplasm. Gene Ontology annotation, molecular function: kinase activity. The record is from RefSeq and is a predicted model, not a curated record. The annotation marks the transcript as partial.
AUGGCGGUGCUCCCUACGAGCGCCAGGGACGACGAGCCCGAACAUAUCGGGCCCGUGAAGACCAUCGAGGACGAGAACCAAUUGUUCCACGAGCCGCAGGACGACAGUGACGACGAUGUCGACGUCAAGACCAAGCGCCUAUCGAAUGCGACGGCCGCCAGCAGCGACGGCGAGGCGCUGACAGGAGAGGACCGCGACCGUAUCCGCGAGGUGCGCGAGCGAAUACUGCAGGACGCCGCGAACCGCCCGGUAUCACCGGCCAAGAACCACUUCCGACGAGCCUCGACCGUGGCUGUACCGACGCAAGGCCUCGUACCCAGGAAAGACGCGCCCGCGCAGGACAACGACAGCAGCAGCGAGGCCGGUGAGACGCCCACGAGUCUGAGACUCACGCGGUCUAAGAGCUGGGCCGGCUGUCCACAACGCGACGCCGCGAUCGAGGCGAUUGAGAAUCGUCAAGUGCGCUUCCGCUUCUCCACGGCCGCAUCAGCCCGCGAGAUCGUGCGUGAAAUGCACUCGCACCGUCUUCGCGAGUUCCCCGAGCAGUGCGUCAUGACGGCGCAAAUGGAGAUGCAGAUCGGCUCGGUCUGGCGCAAGAUGACCGUCCAGGUGGACCGCGACGGCAUCAAUUGCCAGCGCGUGUCGCUGUUCCGCAAGAAAACCAAGGAGUUCCAGAUCUUCAAGGACGAUCUACUCGCUGCGUCGCUCACGCCCGGUAGCAAGACCAGCGUGGACGUGCACUUCAUGCUGCCAGGCCGAGGCAAGGAACACCGUCGACUCAUGCGUCGAUACCGUACCAUUACUCUGCGUUUCAGUGACGAAGCCACAGCCAAUAAGCUGGUGGCUUCCCUGCAAGCGCUUGUGAAAUGGCUGGCCCGUGUGCCGGAGAACGUGACGCGUCGUAUCAAGGUAGUGGUCAACCCACACUCGGGUCGACGUCGCGGACGUAAAGUUUGGGAGCACUGGAGACCGCUACUGGAGCUCGCCAACAUCCAGUGCGACGUGGAGGAGACGCAAUACAGCGGACAUGCGCGCGAUAUCGGCGCGGCGUUCGACCUGGACAUGAAAUACGAAGCCAUCGUGUUCGUCGGCGGCGACGGCACGGUCAACGAGUUCAUGAACGGUGUGUUCUCGCGCGAGGAGAGUGUGUGGCGCACACUGGUCGCUACGACCCCCGUUUCGCUCAUUUGUGCUGGCACAGACAACGCCUUUGGCAAAGGCGUGGGUACCCCCACGCACGCGUCGUCGGUGUACUGCAUCAUCAAACGCAAGAUCCGUCCGCUCGAUGUGAUGACGUGCCAAGCCAGUAACGAGGACGGCUCCACUCGUCUCGAGUUUGCCUGUACCGGU